Aspergillus alliaceus is the source of this 1955-nucleotide messenger RNA. Its product is annotated as amidase signature domain-containing protein. Lineage: Eukaryota; Fungi; Ascomycota; Eurotiomycetes; Eurotiales; Aspergillaceae. The transcript has 7 exons. The record is from RefSeq and is a predicted model, not a curated record. The coding region runs from base 160 to 1800 and encodes 546 amino acids.
AUCUCCGACACGGCGAUUGGAGCGAUAUGGAAAUGUCGUGAGGAGAAGGACGUCGACUGAAGAUCCUCCCCUCUCCUAUAAAACGUCAUUCUUCAAUCUCGUGUUCCUUCGCUUCUUUCAGAUUAUCCGUCGAUACACAACCGACCCUCAAUAAAAGCAAUGUCCUGGCAAACUGAAGCCCUCAAAGCAAAGACCAUCUUGCAAAACUCGAUCCCCAAGGAAUGGUUACUUCCCGUAAAUAAGCUGCCCCCACCGGACCAGAAGAAUGUCUUGGAUUUCCCCAGGACCUGUGGACUCCUCAACGAUAAAGAACUGUCCAUCACAGACAUGUCCGCUACGGCCCUGGUGGCUGGAAUGGGAGCGGGAAUACUGAGCGCAGAGGAGGUGGUGGCUGCGUUCUUGAAGCGGGCUGUCUUGGGGCAUCAGUUGCUUAACUUUGCAACGGAGUUCAUGGCGGAGAAAGCCAUUGUCAGAGCCAGGGAGUUGGAUGCCUACUAUAAGCGGACGGGGAAACUGGUCGGACCUUUGCACGGAGUCCCCAUCAGCGUGAAAGAGCAUAUUGGCAUCAAAGACCUCACCUGCAAUGCCGGCUACGUAGCAUGGGUAAACGACAUCGCCCCGGAAGAUGCCCUCAUCCUACAGUGUCUCCACAAAGCAGGCGCCAUCUUUCACGUCCGGACAAACCAACCCCAAUCUCUCAUGCACCUCUGUUGCAGCAACAACCUAACAGGAACUACCACAAACCCCUUCAACCGCUCCCUCUCCCCUGGUGGCUCAUCCGGCGGCGAAGGCGCCUCGAUGGGUUUCAAAUGUGCACCGCUCGGCAUAGGCACAGAUAUCGGGGGUUCGAUCCGAGCCCCGGCGGCCUUCUGCAAUGCCUACGGGUUCCGACCGACAAUGCGUCGAAAUCCCUGUCUGGGGAUCAAGGCGCCGGAACCGGGCCAGGAAGCCAUCCUCGGCGUUGUGGGCCCACUGGCAGCGCAGAGUAUUGAUGACCUCGAGCUGUUCCAGAGGGCCGUUCUAGAUGCUGAGCCGUGGGAUAUCGAGACCUCGCUCGUUCCUCUUCCGUGGAGACGAGUGAAGGAAAACAGGGAGUUUACAGUGGGAAUCAUGUGGGAUGAUGGGCUAGUCCGUCCUCACCCCCCAAUAACCCGAGCACUCGAGGCCGCCAAAUCCCAGCUUCAAGCGGCCGGCAUCAAAGUCGUGGACUGGGAACCCUACAAGCACGCCCACGGCUGGGACAUCAUCUCAAAACUCUACUAUCCGGACUCGGCCGCCUCCCAAAAACACCUCAUCGCGCAAACCAGCGAGCCCACCCUCCCCCUAACAAGCUGGGCCUUCUCCUACGCCCACCCGACCCCAUUCUCCAUCGCCGAGACCUGGGCGCUGAACAUCGCCCGUGACAAGUACAGGGACGAGUACCAUGCGCUGAUGAAAACGCAAGGGGUGGACUUCAUUCUCUGUCCUGCCUAUGUGGGCGUUGCCGCUGCCUUGGGUGAGGCUCAGUAUUGGAAUUAUACCGCAAUUUGGAACAUCCUGGAUCUACCGGCCGUAGUGUUUCCUUCCGGUAUGAAAGUUGAAGAUGAAGAUCUAAGCCGUGUCGAGGAGAGGAGUGGCUGGAAGGCCAGGAGCGAGGUUGAGGCGAGGGAAUGGAGGAAGUGGUGGGUGGAUCCUGGUCGCUUCUUGGGGGCCCCGGUGGGCCUGCAAGUGGUCGGAAGACAUUUUAAGGAUGAGGAGACCAUCGCAGCCGCGAAGGUAGUUGAGGGGGUGAUUUGUGGGUCGGAGAGAGCCAGACUGUGAGCGAGGUUGGUGUGGAUGAUCUAGUUUUUUACGUCUAUAGCUAGACUCCCGAAACAGAGAUGGCGAACAAGUUGCUCACCUCUGAGAUGGAACUCGCUUCAAGCAACGUACGCAUUCCCGAAAAGGAUCAAUGAGUCCUUGCAGGCUCAUACAUG